AUGAUUCUGACGGCAUCAACACUAACAGCUUGCAAAGAUCCGUGCGAAUGCACCGCUAUACGCCUCGGAGGUGUGGACAUUCCUGAUUCGUCCUACCGGUCAGAAGAACCUCGCUAUCUUGAUAAGCUAAUCAUCAGUGAGGACCCCGCUGUAAUACAGACAUUCUACACUUGCAAAGAAUGCAACAGCACCUACCAUUUGGUGCCCUAUCGUCGCAAGUUUCCAUUCCCUGCCUUUCAUGACGCGUUCAUAUUGGACUUCUCCGUGCAGGCCCGCAAUGCCGCAAUGGUCGUCUUGUCCACGGACGGUACAAAGGCAGGCAAUCUGUACCAAAUGGUUCUUGGAAUCAGUGGGGGCACCGCUAUCAGACGUUGCACGGAGUGCAGAAAACUCCAUUUCGUGUCAUCUCCAGGCGUACUGAGCGAGCAGGAGAUGCGACGCUUCUGGCUGCGUUACGACAACGGCACCUUCGCCCUAGGCAAGCACCAGCAGGCAGCCUACUUCAAGUGGACCGACCCAGCACCCAAAGCUGCCCCGUUGUUCUAUGGCUUUGCCAGCUGGGACUGGCCCCAGACCUGGGCGGCACAUCAUGCCUGUCAUUAAGGCAUGCGGCAUUGGUAGAGGGUGGUGUGGGCGUUCCACGCCAACC
Molecule: messenger RNA, 649 nt
Organism: Patiria miniata (bat star)
Lineage: Eukaryota; Metazoa; Echinodermata; Asteroidea; Valvatida; Asterinidae
Exons: 4
Coding region: 1-603 (200 amino acids)
Source: RefSeq, a predicted model, not a curated record